GAGUUGACACUGAUUCACCCAUGGAAUAAGCCGCCACCUUGCAAAACCGUACUGUUAUUGAUGUAACACACGCUUUGAAAAGGAAGUAGAUAGUUAACUCUAGUUUGUGGAGUUUGACAAAUAGCUAGCUAGUCCUAUAACAUGGCAGUGAGCGCAGUUCACCUCGAAUCAGAUGCCUUUUUGGUUUGCAUGAAUCAUGCAUUAAGUACCGAGAAGGAGGAAGUAAUGGGACUCUGCAUCGGAGAGGUGGACACCAACCGCAUCGUCCACAUUCACUCUGUUAUUAUUCUGCGACGCUCAGACAAGAGGAAGGAUCGCGUGGAAAUCUCGCCUGAGCAGCUAUCUUCAGCUGCUACCGAAGCUGAGAGGUUGGCUGAUAUGACUGGACGGCCUAUGCGUGUAGUUGGUUGGUACCACUCUCACCCCCACAUCACUGUGUGGCCAUCACAUGUGGAUGUAAGGACACAGGCCAUGUACCAAAUGAUGGACCAGGGCUUUGUUGGGCUGAUAUUCUCCUGUUUCAUUGAGGAUAAGAACACAAAAACUGGUCGAGUUCUCUACACCUGCUUCCAGUCUGUACAAGCCCAGAAAGGAUCUGAGUACGAGAGAAUUGAGAUCCCAAUUCAUGUGGUCCCGCAUGAGGCCAUUGGGAAAGUGUGCCUUGAAUCAGCAGUGGAGCUCCCAAGAAUCCUCUGCCAGGAAGAGCAGGAUACCUACAGAAAGAUUCACAGCUUAACUCGCCUGGAUCCGAUCACAAAGAUACACAAUGGCUCAGUGUUCACUAAGAACCUGUGCAGUCAGAUGUCUGCUGUGAGUGGUCCCCUGCUGCAGUGGCUGGAGGACCGUUUGGAGCAGAACAGACAGAGCGUCAUUGAGCUGCAGCUGGUGAAGGAGAGACUAACUCAGGAGCUGGCAACCAUGUGAGAGAGCAAGGUGUCAAAGGAGAUGACUCAUUCACUCUCUGAUUACUUGUAGUUAUGAAUGUUUUCAUGAGUUUAUGGAAAUGUACAGUGCAUUUGGGAAGUAUUCAGACCACUUUUUCCACAUUUUGUUAUGUUACAACCUUAUUCUAAAAUGUAUUAAAUAAAUAUUUUUCCUCAAUAUACACCCAAUACCCCAUAAUGACAGUGAAAACAGGUUUUUAGAGAUGUUAGCGAAUGUAUUACAAAUAAAAACAGAAAUACCUUAUUUAUGUAAAUAUUCAGACCCUUUACUAUGAGUCUUGAAAUUGAGCUCAGGUGCAACCUGUUUCCAUUGAUCAUCCUUGAUGUUUCUACACCGUGGAGUCCACCUGUGGUAAAUUUCAAUUGAUUGAACAUGAUUUGGAAAGGCACACACCUGUUUCUAUACAGUGCAUGAAAGUGCAAAAACCAAGCCAUGAGGUUGAAGGAAUACACCGUAGAAACCUAAUGUAAGACAGGGUUUGGUCGAGGCACAGAUCUGGGGAAUAACAUAAAAUGUCUGCAGCAUUGAAGGUCCCCAAGAACACAGUGUGGCCUCCAUCAUUCUUCAAUGGAAAAAGUUUGCCACCACCAUGGCUCUUACUAGGGCUGGCCUCCCUGCCAAACUGUGCAAUCGGGGGAGAAGGGCCUUCAUCAGGGAGCUGAUCAAGAUCCCGAUGGUCGUUCUGACAGAGUUCUAGAGUUCCUCUGUGGUGAUGGGAGAAUCUUCCAGAAGGACAACCAUCACUGCAGUACUACACAAUCAGGUCUUUAUGGUAGUGGCCAGAUGGAAGCCACUCCUCAGUAAAAUGCACAUGACAGCUCGCUUGGAGUUUGCCUAAAGUAUCUCAGACCCUGAGAACCAAGAUUCUCUGGUCUGAUGAAACCAAGAUUGAACUCUUUGUCCUGAAUGCCAACCGUCAUGUCUGGAGGAAACCUGGCACCAUCCCUACGGUGAAGCAUGGUGGUGGCAGCAUCAUGCUGUGGGGAUGUUUUUCAGCGGCAGGGGACUGGGAGACUAGUCAGGACCGAGGGAAAGAUAUGGAGGCGCACAAUUGGCCCAGUGUCGUCCGGGUUAGGUGAGGGGUUGGCUGGGGUAGGCCGUCAUUGUAAAAUAAGAAUUUGUUAACUGAUCGUUGAUGAAAACUUGCUCCGGAGCUCUCAGGACCUCAAACUGGGGCGAGGAUUCACCUUCCAACACGUCAAUGACCCUAAGUACACAGCCAAGACAACGCAGGAGUGGCUUUGGGCAAGUCUCUGAAUGUCUUUGAGUGGCCCAGCCAAAGCCCGAACUUGAACCCGAUCGAACAUCUCUGGAGAGACCUGAAAAUAGCUAUGCAGCGACGCCCCCUUCCAACCUGAGAGAGCUUAAGAGGUUCUGCAGAGAAGAAUGGGGUAAACUCCCCAAAUACAGAUGUGCCAAACUUGUAGUGUCAUACCUAAGAAGAGUCUAGUCUGUAGUUGCUGCAGAAGGUGCUUCAACAAAGUACUGAGUGAAGGGUCUAAAUACUUAGAGUACCGGUCAAAAGUUUGCACAUACCUUCUCAUUCUAGGGUUUUUCUUUAUUUUGACUAUUUUCUACUUGGUAGAAUAAUAGUGAAGAUAUCAUCAAAACUAGUAAAUAAUACAUGGAAUCAUGUAGUAACCAAAAAAGUACUAAAAUGUCCCCUUUUUAUUUGCUAAAAUGUCUAAACAGUUUUUUGCUUUGUCAUUAUGGGGUAUUGUGUGUAGAUUGAUGAAGCAAAAAAAACUAUUUCAUAAAUGUUAUAAUAAGGCUGUAACGUAACAAAAUGUGUAAAAAGUCAAGGAGUAUGAAUUCUUUCCGAAUGCACUGUAUUUCUAUUCCAAAACAUUAACCCACUCAGCUCCUGCAGAGUUGGAGUUCUAUGUGAGGCUUUUGGUCGGAUAACCUCAAAAUGUGUCGGAUAACCUCAGAAUGUGUUGGUUCUCAUUCUGAUAGAAUGGCAUUAGUAGGGGCAAUUUGUAAUGAACUAUUUCAUAUGAAGGAGGGGUGGUGGAAGAGUUAGGAUAUCUGUUUGGUUAAUACGGCAUUGUUAGCUAAAUGAUGUUUCUUAUGUAAUUUUAUAUCUGUAUUCUGGUGUAUUAAUUUUAGCUUAUUUAGUAGUCCCUUGCUUAGUCAUCGUGUGCCUUGUCAUGCAUGCUUGUAUGGGUUCUGUUUGAGGGAUUAA
This is a messenger RNA of Oncorhynchus keta (chum salmon), 3130 nucleotides long. RefSeq names its product lys-63-specific deubiquitinase BRCC36-like. Gene Ontology annotation, biological process: double-strand break repair. The transcript is spliced from 9 exons. Lineage: Eukaryota; Metazoa; Chordata; Actinopteri; Salmoniformes; Salmonidae. The record is from RefSeq and is a predicted model, not a curated record. Bases 142 to 924 code for a protein of 260 amino acids. Gene Ontology annotation, molecular function: metallopeptidase activity; cysteine-type deubiquitinase activity; polyubiquitin modification-dependent protein binding. Gene Ontology annotation, cellular component: BRISC complex; BRCA1-A complex.